Messenger RNA from Pristis pectinata (smalltooth sawfish), 1617 nucleotides. RefSeq names its product procollagen C-endopeptidase enhancer 2-like. The record is from RefSeq and is a predicted model, not a curated record. Gene Ontology annotation, molecular function: protein binding. The coding region runs from base 48 to 1325 and encodes 425 amino acids. The transcript has 10 exons. Lineage: Eukaryota; Metazoa; Chordata; Chondrichthyes; Rhinopristiformes; Pristidae.
AUUGGAGGAGGCACGGACCUCCCUUCCCUCAGUCGGAGUGCAGAGCCAUGGAGAACCCACUGCUCCUGCUCUGUGUCCUGCUGCCUGCUCUGGCCAGUGGUCAGCAGUCCGUCAACAGCACCAGGCCACUCUUCCCCUGUGGGGGGCAGUUAACGGGUGACCAGGGACACGUGGCCAGUGAAUCGUUCCCCGCACCCUACCCACCCAACAAGAAAUGCUCCUGGACCAUCAGGGUCUCCCCGGGCAGGGUGAUCAUCCUCUCGUUCCGACACAUGGACCUGGAGUCGGACCCAAUCUGUCGUUACGACCACGUCAGCGUUUACAACGGGGACUCGCCGUCAGCCGAGAGACUCGGCCGUUUCUGUGGGACCAUCCGGCCUGGUGCCCUCAUCUCCACCGGGAACACCCUCCUCAUCCAGAUGGAGUCUGAUGAGGAUUCGGCCGGGAGAGGCUUCCUCGCCCUCUAUACAGCUGGACUACCGCCUGCGCAGGGAAAUCAGUUCUGUGGGGGGAAGCUGGUGAAACCCCAGGGCUCCUUCAAAACCCCCAACUGGCCGGAGAAAGCCUAUCCCACCGGCAUCACCUGUACGUGGCACAUUGUCGCACGGCCUCAUGAGUACAUUGAGCUGCAGUUUGAGAAGUUCGGAGUGGAAGGAGACACUUACUGCCGCUAUGAUUACGUUGCUGUCUUCAACGGAGGGAGAAAGGAGGAGGGGCAGCGCGUCGGCAAGUUCUGCGGAGACACCCCGCCUGGUGCCAUCGUCUCCGAGGGUAAUGAGCUGCUGGUACAGUUCGUGUCUGACCUCAGUGUCACUGCUGAUGGGUUUUUGGCAACAUACGACGUCAAGCAGAGGAAGGGUGUAGCGGUACAACCAGAGCCGACUAUUGCACCCACCACCACCACCACCAGGGCACCCAGGGUACCCAGGCCACCCAGGCCACCCAGGCCACAAGGCCGACCCUUGCCCCCCAUCUGCCAGACCAAGUGUGGGCGCAAAGGGACCCUGCCGAGCAACUUCUGCGCCAGUGACUUCGUGAUCUCGGGAAAGGUACUGAGCCUCAGCCCCCAGGGACAGGUCACCGUCUCCAUCAUCCACACCUACAAAGCGGGGAACCUGGCGACACGAGAAGUGGGAGGGGAGACCCUUGCCAAGAUGCUGGUGGUCUGCAGGAGAUGCCCCAACCUGAGGAAAGGUACCAGGUAUACACUGAUGGGCCCCGUGGACCCCCAGGGCCGAGGACGGAUCCUACCCACCAGCUUCUUCCUCAUCUACAAACCGCAGCAGCACCAGGUGCUGACCAAGCUCACCAAGCGCAGGUGCUGAGGGGGCAGGAGGGGGGUGCUGGCAGCUGCUGGAACCAACCCCAUCCCAAUCCCCUGCCCCACCCUCACCCCCAUCCGUCCCCCCACCCCAAUCCCGUCCCUCACCCCCAUCAUCCCCAACUCCACCCCAAUCCUGUCCCUCACCCCCAUCCUCACCCCAAUCCCAACCCCCUCCCCCACCUCCACCCCCACCCCAAACCCCUCAUCACCCCAGUCUCCACCCCAACCCCCUCCCCCACCCUCACCCCCUCGGUCCCCACCCCACCGAGUCCAGCGCUCUCAUUAGGACAUCU